GCCAGUAAGUCGAACAUCAGCGUCGAGACUGGCUCGUUCAACUCUCACUCGCGCGUUUUCGCGGAUUUUUUAAUUAUUAUAUAUAUAUUAAAAUUACACUCGUGGUAUACCAUUUUAUAAUAAUAUUAUAAUUUAUUUAACAAUUAAAAUAUGGGUUAGCCAAAAUUAAAAGAAAAAAAAAUCUAAAAAAGAGUGUUAAAUUUGAAAAAAUAAUAUAUAUUUUUUUAUAUACAAAAAAUUCAAUUUUUUGAUUGUUUGUGAUUAUUUUUAAAAAAUUGUGAAAGCGACGAAUAAGGAAAAUAAAUUAAUUAGAAAAAAAAAAAUAUAAAUACACGCGCGAGUGAAUUGUAGAAAGCCGGGUAUAACAUGCUGGGAUAUUACAUUGGAUGACAAAAAUAUUUUUAGAUUGCUUUUCAAUGACGCAGAAUCAUCAUCAAAGAAAAUAAAUUAAUAAAUUUCAAGUUUGAGUGAAAGUGCAUUGAUCGACACUGUGCAGUAAUUUGUGAAUUUAUAAAAUAAUAAAAAAGCUCAAAGCAUCAUCAUUAUCAUCAAUAAUCAAACGUGAUAAUAAAUGUGAGAGUGAAAAAAUAAAUAGCAAUUAUUAACGAAAAAAAAUAUAAAAAAAAAAGUAUAUACAUGUAAUAAAAAUAUAAAGGCGAAUGACUUUUUUAUUUUGUGGAUUUAUAUUUGAUUCGUCAGAAGACGAUAGCCGGGAAAUGCCGGUGGCAUCAUCAAAUUAUUGGCUACCUGAUCAUCAUAAUAAUACAAAAGGUAUUAAUCUUAUUGGUAAUUCAGCUGCAACUUGGAUGUCACCAUAUAGUCGUGUUCAAGAAACAACAACUGAACGUAAUAAUCCAUUUGAACAGUGUCGUAAUGUAGAUAAUACAAUUAAUAACAAUAAUAAUAAUAGUCAUAAUAAUGGUGGUAGUGGUGUUGUUAUUAUUGAUGGAUGUAAAUCAAAUACAACAACUGCUAGAAGAUUUUUAAGGUGGUUUGGAAGAAUUGGUCAACCAGUUAUUGGAAAAACAGGGGUGCUGGAGAUGGCCGCAACCGAAAACACAAUACGAUUCAGCGGUCACACUUUGGACAAAGCCACCAAGGCCAAGGUAACACUUGAAAAUUACUACAGCAACCUGAUAGCUCAACAUAUUGAACGUAAACAAAGAUUGGCUAAACUAGAAGAAACCCUAAAAGAUGAAGGACUAUCUGAGCAACAAAAACAUGAAAAAAGACUUCAACAUGCCCAAAAAGAAACUGAAUUUCUUAGAUUAAAACGUUCAAGACUUGGUGUUGAAGAUUUUGAGCCGCUUAAAGUCAUAGGUCGUGGUGCCUUUGGCGAGGUAAGAUUGGUGCAAAAGAAAGAUACUGGUCAUGUAUAUGCAAUGAAAAUAUUAAGAAAAGCUGAUAUGCUUGAGAAGGAACAAGUUGCCCAUGUUAGAGCUGAAAGAGAUGUUUUAGUUGAAGCUGAUCAUCAGUGGGUUGUUAAAAUGUAUUAUAGCUUUCAAGAUCCAAUUAAUUUAUAUUUAAUCAUGGAAUUUUUGCCUGGAGGUGAUAUGAUGACACUUUUAAUGAAAAAAGAUACACUUUCUGAAGAGUGUACACAAUUUUAUAUAUCGGAAACGGCGUUAGCGAUCGAUUCUAUUCACAAACUAGGCUUUAUACAUAGGGAUAUCAAACCGGAUAAUUUAUUGUUAGAUGCACGGGGACAUAUAAAAUUAUCAGAUUUUGGUCUUUGUACGGGUUUAAAAAAAUCUCACAGAACUGAUUUCUAUAGGGAUCUUAGUCAAGCUAAACCAUCAGAUUUUAUGACGUCUUGUGGGAGUGGUAGUGGUGGUGCAAUGGAUAGUAAAAGAAGAGCUGAAAGUUGGAAAAGAAAUAGAAGGGCACUUGCUUAUAGUACUGUUGGAACACCAGAUUAUAUUGCACCAGAAGUCUUCCUUCAAACUGGAUAUGGUCCAGCAUGUGAUUGUUGGUCACUUGGUGUUAUUAUGUAUGAAAUGUUAAUAGGUUACCCUCCAUUUUGCAGUGAAAAUCCUCAGGAGACAUAUAGAAAAGUUAUGAAUUGGCGGGAAACACUUAUUUUUCCUCCUGAAGUGCCGAUAAGUGAAGAGGCCAAAGAUACAAUAAUUAAAUUCUGUUGUGAAGCUGACAGAAGACUAGGAUCACAAAGAGGUAUUGAAGAAUUAAAACUAGCUCCAUUUUUUCGUGGUGUAGAUUGGGAACAUAUCAGAGAACGACCAGCUGCAAUACCAGUUGAAGUUAGAUCAAUUGAUGAUACAUCAAACUUUGAUGAAUUCCCAGAUGUUAAACUUGAAAUACCAUCAGCACCAUUGCCACAAGACGGUGAAGUGAUAUACAAAGAUUGGGUCUUUAUAAAUUAUACAUUUAAACGUUUUGAAGGAUUAACACAACGUGGUACGCCAACAAAAAAAUAGCAACUCAAUGAUAUUUGCAUGACAACAGGCAAUCAUCAGUGUGACACUAUUGACACUCCUGUCCAGGUACAUCAACAGACAAUUCAAGUAUCAUCAACGUCUGUUAGUCAACUGAGAAUAGAUGCUUGAUAGACAAAAAUUGUAUUUCUUUUUUUUUUAAUUUAGUUGCAAUUAAUUUUUUUGAUGCUUUUAAUAAAAAAGCUUCAUUGCAACGGAUUUCAUGAUUGAUGUGAAUCAAUAAAUACGUCUGAAAUUAAUGUAUUGUUAAAGAGUAUAAAAUUAGAUUGAUAAAGAGUCACUUUGCUAAGAAAUUUAACAGAUUAAUUUAUAUAAAGAUUUAUGAUUUUUUUUUCUAUUUCUUUUUGAUUUGUUUCGAGGCUUUUUUUGAUCGAAUAAACUUCAGUCAACUUUCAUUUAUUUAAAAUAUUAAAAAUUAUUAAAUUAUUUAAAUAUGCAACAUCCAUUACCAAUGUGCUCUCUGUCAGUCUUUUUUAAAAUUUAACUUGCUUUCUUUAACGCGCGCUGUGAUAUAAGAAAAUAAAACCUGUCAUAAAAAUCAAUGAUUUGUUUUUUUUUUCAUAGAGAAAAAAAUAAUAAUAAUAAAAUAAUUAUUGAAACAAAAAACAAUUCACAUUUUUAAAUGACAUAAUGACAUGAUAAUAUUGUAUUAAAAUUGUACAUUGAAAUAUAAUGAUUAAUCAGAAAAAUUGAAUUAAUUAUUACUGAUAUAUUCUUUUUUUAUUUUUUAUUUUUCAACUGGUUUUUCUUAUUGUUGAGUGUUAAUUUUAUCAAUUGCCUCAAAACCCCAGCUGUAAAUCUUGGCAAUAAAUAAGUAAAAAAAAGCUGUCAAUAGUUUAAAGAAAAAACAAACAAAAAUUCGAAAUAAAAGAUAACAAUUUGCUGAAUAACAACAAAUUAAUUAUGAUAAAUUAAUAAUAAUUUAAACCAAGUUUUAAAAUAUUAAUGAAAAAUAAAAAAACAAUAUAUUUAAAAGAAAAUAAAUAGUUUCAUAUGACUUUCCCCAAAAUAUAUACCUAAAAGAGAAAAUAAAUUUUAAAUAUCAUAAAAAAAUAAAAUAAAAAAACCCCGUUAAACGUACAAUUUCAAAUAUAGUUUGAUAACAAAAAAAAAAAAAAAAAAAGUGUCUAGAUUUAUGAAGAAGUCUAUGAAAAAGAGGAGCUAAUAAAUAAUAAAUGAACAAAAAUGAAAUUCAAUUUUAACCAGUCAAAAAAUAGAAAAUAAAAAUUAAGAAAAAUAAAAAAUAAAUAAAUAUAAAACUAUUUUGUGCAUUCAUAGUAAAUAGAAAAAAAAAAAAAAUAAAUUAAUAAUUAAUUUCCGUGAUUAUUGAUUGCGACAAAAAUAAAGAAAAAUAAUUUGUUAAAAAAAAAAAUUAUCUACUUGUCGUGUUUGAAGAAGUACAUAAGAUAUAAAAAUAUCAUCUUUUGAACGUCCAUACUGAUUAUAGAAAAUAACAAUUAAAAACGAUCAUAAUUUAUUUAAAUUAAAUUUAAAAAAUAAAUAUCUACCACAAUAGUCACGUGAUGCCUUUGCCGCGACAAUUUUGAAAAUCCUUAAAUGCAGUAAAGGAUUCAAAUGAAUAAAUUAAAAUCGCAAAUCAUAACUGAGAUCAAUUAUUACAUAAAAA
This is a messenger RNA of Aphidius gifuensis, 4080 nucleotides long. It is a transcript of the gene trc, whose product is annotated as serine/threonine-protein kinase tricornered. Gene Ontology annotation, biological process: intracellular signal transduction; peptidyl-serine phosphorylation. The transcript has 9 exons. The coding region runs from base 660 to 2435 and encodes 591 amino acids. The record is from RefSeq and is a predicted model, not a curated record. Gene Ontology annotation, molecular function: ATP binding; protein serine/threonine kinase activity. NCBI's taxonomy places the organism in Eukaryota, Metazoa, Arthropoda, Insecta, Hymenoptera, Braconidae.